This is a messenger RNA of Mercenaria mercenaria, 4846 nucleotides long. RefSeq names its product calnexin-like. Bases 122 to 1939 code for a protein of 605 amino acids. Gene Ontology annotation, cellular component: endoplasmic reticulum membrane; endoplasmic reticulum. Gene Ontology annotation, biological process: protein folding. Lineage: Eukaryota; Metazoa; Mollusca; Bivalvia; Venerida; Veneridae. The transcript is spliced from 19 exons. Gene Ontology annotation, molecular function: calcium ion binding. The record is from RefSeq and is a predicted model, not a curated record.
UCAAAUCACUCCACGUGCUAGUGUCCGUGCCUGCGCGUUGAUCAAGCAUUUCCUGUGUGGUGGUUUUCUGCUGAAUUUCAACAAUUUUAGCCGAUAUAUAGUUAAUAUAUAUUCGAACAGUAUGCAAGGUUAUUGGAAGAUUCUGGCCUUGUUGCUGGUUAGUUUGUUCAUUUGGCAAGGGGUUGCAGCAGACUUUGGAGAUGAAGUUGAUGAUGAUGAUGAUGGAGUGGUUGAAGAUGAGCCAGAUGCUUCAGAACCAGAACCUGUUGUUGUAGAAAAAAAAAAGUAUGAGCCACCAGAAAUUCCAGCAAAACCAUUUUUAGCUGAAACAUUUGAUGAAGCAGACCCAUUGAAGAAAAGUUGGGUCAAGUCACAAGCAAAGAAAGAUGAUGUUGAAGAGGAUAUAGCCAAGUACGAUGGGAAGUGGUCAGUGGAAGAACCUAAAGACUCUUCAUUAUUAGGGGAUUUAGGUUUAAUAUUAAAGUCAAAAGCUAAGCAUCAUGCGGUAUCAAAGAAAUUAGACAGGAUAUUUGAAUUCAGCGGAAAUCCAUUCAUAGUUUCGUAUGAAGUAAGGUUCCAGAAUGGCAUUGACUGUGGUGGUGCUUACAUUAAACUGCUGUCAAAACAAAAUACAGUUGAUCUGAAGUCCUUCCAUGAUAAGACUCCAUACACAAUUAUGUUUGGACCUGAUAAAUGUGGAUUAGAUCAUAAGCUUCACUUUAUUUUCCGUCAUAAGAACCCAAAAACUGGAGAGAUCGAGGAGAAACAUGCUAAGAAACCUGCAGGAAACCUCGAGAAGUACUUCACUGACAAGAAAACGCAUCUUUAUACUUUAAUUGUAAAUCCAGACAACUCUUUUGAAGUUCUAGUAGACAACAAAGUGAUCAACUCUGGCAGUUUGUUAGAAGAUGUAAACCCUCCAGUAAAUCCACCAAAGGAGAUUGAUGAUCCAAAAGAUAAGAAACCCUCAGACUGGGAUGAACGAGAAAAAAUCCCAGAUCCAGAUGCUAAAAAGCCAGAUGACUGGGAUGAGGAUGAGCCUAAGGAGAUACCAGAUGAAGAAGCCAAGAAGCCCGACGGUUGGUUGGAUGAUGAGGAAGCAUUGAUAGCUGAUCCUGAUGCUGACAAACCAGAUGAUUGGGAUGAUGAAAUGGAUGGAGAAUGGGAGGCUCCAUUGAUAGACAAUCCCAAGUGUAAAGAAGCCCCUGGGUGUGGAGAAUGGACACGUCCUAACAUUCCUAACCCAUUAUACAGAGGAAAAUGGAAGCCAGAGAUGAUUGAUAACCCAGAAUAUAAGGGAGAAUGGAAGCCACAGAAAAUUGCAAACCCAGACUAUUUUGAAGAUUUGAAACCAUACAAGAUGACACCUAUUGAAUCUCUUGGUUUGGAAUUGUGGUCCAUGACAGAUGAGAUAGUCUUUGACAACUUUUUAGUGACAGAUGAUAGAGAAGAGCACACAAGAUGGGUAGAACAGACAUGGGAACGUAAAUCUGCUGCUGAGGCUUCCAGUGGAGGAGGGCAAGGUAUCUGGUCCACUUUGAUGUCGUCGGCAGAAGAACGCCCAUGGUUAUAUGCCGUAUACAUUGUUGUCUUCCUGUUACCCAUAGUCCUUCUUUCUAUAUGUCUCUGUCCAAGAUCAGGGCCAAUUAAGCAAGAAGAUAUAGAUGCAGCUCGUAAAAAGACAGAUGAGCCCUCACCAGAUGACGAGAAAACUGAAGAAAGUGAAAAAACAGAAGGGAAUGUAGAUUCAGGGGCAGGAGGAGAUACUCAAACUGACAAAACAAAGAAAUCCAAGGCAGCUUUAGAAAAAGAGGAGGCAGAGGAAGAGGAGGAGGAAGUGUCUCAAGAGGAAGAUAUAGCUGAAGCUGGUGAGGAGGGUAAAGGUGAUACAGGAUCUCCAAGACGAUCACCUAGGAAAAGAAAAACAAGAAAAGAUUAAACAAACUGUGAUUUAGCUUCCAAUAUUUGUCCAAAAUGUGAAGAGUAAAUGGCUGAACGUGGAAAGCUUUUCUAGUUGUAGAAUGUUGCAUUUAUACAUGUAUCACUGUUUGGGAAAAUUCAAAGGUUAUUAGUUAGUUAUGCUUUAUGAUUACAUGAAUGCAUUCAAAUGAUUUGUUAAGUUAUGUUGUUGUUUUUUUAAAUCAAUUUUAAUCACCUACUUUCAAACACUUGCAUCUUUAUUCAAGUGUCAGUGGGUGAACUUAAUACAAUUUUGUUAUCAGUAACAGUUUUUAAAACAAACAAAUAACAUUGAUGUGAAUCCAAUUUCUUUUUUCUUUUUCAUGAAGUCCAUUUGUUAAAAAGUUGUUUAAUGCAAUUUAUUUAUUAAAUUUGUUCCACAUUGAAAUUCAUAUUGCAUUUAGUAGUUUGUGAUGAUUAAACAUAAGAAUUAUAUCUUGGGAGUUACAUGAAAGUGUUAGUUUGAAUUUGUUGAGUGAUUUUAUCAAGUCCUAUUAUGAGAUUAUACAGUGAUGUGUGAGAUCAAAAGAAGAAUGAAAUAUGAAUUUGAUAGUUUGUAGCUCUCUGUGUGGGUUGUCAAAAGCCUUUGAUACUAUUGUGAUUUUUUUCAUUCUCUGUUUUUAUGGAAAUUAAUGUUAAGUGUUGUUUAGUUGUCUGUUAGGGUAUUGUAGGGUUAUACGCGUCCAGAUGAUUGAUCUUCAUUUGUUUAUAAUAAAAAAAGCAUCUGAAAUCCUUAAUACUUUUUAAGUUACUUUGUUUUUUUGGAAAAAAAUUCUUUAAUUGAAUCGCACCACUAUAAAACUUAUUUUCUUUAACUUACAGUGUUUUAGUUAAAAAUUGUUGCUUGGGUUACAUAGAGGGAAGACUUGAUUUAGAGGGACAAGCAUGGUUUGUGAUAGCACGUUGGCAAAGAUAUGUAGGAUAGGUCAGAUAUAGGGGAAUAGGAAAGUUUUUUUUUUGGGUUUUUUUUUCAUUACCCUCUGCAAUUAUAUUUUGUAUGUUAUCAGUUGUUUAAGACAUGUCAACUUAAUGCUAAAAGUCCUUAAGCUACCUUACAGCUUUCAUCUUAAUUACAAAUGUAUAGACUUAAAAUAGUUGUUACAACUUGUUGCAAUGUAAUGAAUAUGUAAAUAUUGGAAAAGAUUCAAUAGCUUCUCUGUAUAAUUAUAAUGCAAUGAUCCCAGCAUAAUGUGUUUACAAAAUUAGGUUGCACUUUUUUCAUUUUUGAAGUAUGGUGAUAUUGUUGUAUUAGUAGGGUAAGAGGUCUGCAGUCUAAACUAUUGGGGUGUUACUGUAUCAGGCUUAAAGGUACAAAAUGAUGGAGAAUCACUAGCACAUUUUUGUUUGCUUUAUUUUAUGUGCCAUUAUUUCAUUAUGUUUAUAUGUCACAAUCACAGUUUCGUUGAGGACAUUCCUGUGAAUACUACAUACAUUUUUAUACUAUAAGUCUAUUGUUUUGAGAAGUUUCUGCAUGUUAUGUUUGUUCUCACACUAUUGUUCAAGAUGGCAGAGCUUUCCCUUUAGUGCCAUGUUCCUUUUCUAGUGGCAUUUUUAAGGAUAAUGAGACAUAUUUUCCAUACAUAUCGAGUAUUAAAUCUUCAACCUUGGUCAAAUGGCAGCUGAAAAACAACAAACUUUAAAGGUGAAUAUUUACUUUUCUUGAUUUGGUUGUCUUGGCAGCGAAAGGAGGCCUGUUCUCCACACAUACUAAAGCUUUAAAGGUCUGUCAUUUGAGAAAUAGUACUAAAAGUGGGCAAAAAAAGGUGUACUGCCUGGGUGGGAGGUGGGGCCAAAUGUCAUGAAUUUAUGGUCAUGGCUCCUUGAUUUCAAGUGAAAGUCAAGUCCUUGAACAACUUUCGCUAACCUCGUCAUGGCCACUUAAUUUCAAUUGAAGAUCAAGUUCUUGAACCACUUGUACUAACAUUCUCUGGAUGAAAGUUUUUUCAUUUUAAGUGAUUAUUUCCACAACUACUGGCAACUUUCAGUUCAGUUGUUUGGUAACAGUUUUUGCUUUAGAUACAAUGAAAUAACCUUAAUGGCAAUUGUUUUUAAAAGUUACGUAAAAUAAAUAGCCAGACAACUUAUUUUUGAUGCCUUGUUUGAAGAUGUAUUACUUAAAAAAAAAGGAUGUGAGAGUUUACAGAUAACAAAAUUUAAUGUGAAAUAUAAAUUUUUCAAGUUCAGUGAAAUACAUGCCUGAAAACUGUGUCAGGGAGUCUGCAUGUCUUGUGUUUGUUUUCAUGGUUUAUUGUUAAUGUCAGAUCCAUUCCUUCUACACAAUACCUUCUUUUAUAAGGAUUGCAGGCAUUGUAUAGAAAUAUUCUGUUUUAUAUCAAAUAAGAAAGUCUGCUUUCGUUCAUUUAAAAAAUUGUGAUACUUAAAUUUUAACCUUUAGCCUGCUGAUGGCAAAUGAUUCUGUCUUUGCAACCAGUGCAGACCAAGAUCAUGGUCUGCACUGUUCGCUAUUUAGUUAUUAAAUUUUCUGUGAACAUCCCUUCAAAUAAUAAAUGGUACUGCCCAAAUUGAAUAAUGGACCAGUCCAUCUUAGAAAUUUAGCAGGGUAAAGGUUAAUUUCAUGAGAUACCGGUAAGCAGCCAGGUUUGUCUUCAUUUAUAUUUUACUGAUAAGGCUUUAACUUAUUUUGCUCAUUUUUUCCCCAAACUUUUAUCCUUUUUCUGCAUGUACAUGGUUGGUCUGUGGAUAAGUGGAAUUUUAUGGUUUAUAUUUGAAUUGAAAAAAUUUGCAUGCCAAGGUGUUUGCUUGUUGAUGGAAAAAAAAAACAGAGGUAAAAAUUAUGUUUGUAUAUAAAGAAAAUGUUAUGAUGUGUUUUAAACAGAAUAAUGUAAUUUAUUAUGCAAAGAAAAUUAAAUGAUAAAACACUUUUAAA